AUGGGCAAGGAUGUACUCUCCAUUCGUACAGUGCAACAUUGGUUCAAUCGGUUCAACAACGAUAAUUUCGAACUCGACGAUUUACCUCAUUCCGGUAGACCACUAGAGGUGGAUAUGGAUGUCUUACAGCAGCUUGUCGAUGAAGAUCCAAGAUUGACUACAUGGUGUUUAGCAGAGCGACUUGGGUGCUGUCAUACUACAGUGGAAAGACAUCUGGACGAAUUAGGCAAGACGUGGAAAUAUGGAGCUUGGAUACCACAUGACUUGUCGCCACCUCAGCUCCAACACAGGGUUGACGCUUGUAUGGAAUUAAUGACAUCUCAUCGCAACUCCAAUGGCUGCACAAUCUUAUUACCGGGGAUGAAAAAAUCGAUCAUGGGUGGAAAACCAUCGGUUCGAGUUUAUGAAGAACUUCCAAUGCCGACAAAGAGUAGCUACACUCCGAAAUCAAAUCCGAGACACGAUGAAAUUGAAGACAACUUAACCGAUCUGUUUCUCGAAGCUGCAAAAUUUGUCCUAUGGAAACUUAUACCGAUGAUUGGCACAUUUACUCCGCCAGCUCAAUUCUUCAUUUACGUUCAGAAUUUCACUUCUGUCGUUGAUCUAUUGAGUACAGAGGAUUCGAUGAAUCCAAUUGUCCAAUUAAUGAAGAAAAUGGUCAAUGAAGAGAGCGCAAGAAGUGCUCUGGCCUUAAUUAACGCCAAAAUUCUCACAAUUGAAUCUCGUCUGAAGGAUGAAUCUGCUACAAAGAAUAAUGCAGCCAUUGCCGCCAAUACAUGUGAAGAAAUUUUACAUCUCUUCGACAGUGAUAAUUACAUUCUUUGGGAUAUAUCAAUAACCUCAUCCUCCGUUCUGAUACCAUUUUCAGCUAUUUGUGCGCAAGUCAUCAAAUUGAACUAUUGUGCACAAGCAGUCAAACAGUUAAUGAAUGCUGGAGCAAUAGCCGGUACGAUUGUACGAAUAAAAGAAUUAUUGCCUCAUCCAUCUACAAUCAAAAUUGAAAAAGAAACAAAUAUUUUAAAUUACUGGAAAUUGAAUGAAACUCAAUAUCCUAUAUUAGCUCAGUUAGCUAAACAAGUACUUUGCAUUCCUGCUACAAAUACGGCCAUUGAACGGUUAUUUUCGUAUAACGGCAAUGCUACCAUUGGUUUAUUGCCACAAAAAUGUCAACCUGUCGCAAUAUGGUUUCUAAGUCGUCAUGCUUAUCGUUAUCCGAAUAAACGUGGAAUGAACAGAAUUCAAAAAACAUUAGGUGUUCUGAAAGUCAACUUGGUCAGUAGUUCAAAAGUGAAUAAUGUUGAGAAUACUAGAAAACAAUUUGAACAUUGGCAAAUGAAAUUUGAUCCAAUUAAACAUGAUCGAAAUUUAGCUGAUAUUGGUAAUGCAAUCAUUAAUGUUCAAAUAUCAAAAAAUAAUUUGAAAUUUGAACAAAAGUUACAGCGAUUGCGAGAACGGUAUGGUUUAUCCAAAAAACAAUUUGAUGCAAAAAUAUUAGAACAAGUGAGAAAAACAUGUGCCUAUGAAACAAGUAUAUAUGAACAAACAUCAGUAUGGUGUAAAUUAUUAACAAUAGAACUAAAUGAAUUCAAAGAGUAUGAAGAUGAUCUGAAACAUAAUUGUCAAUAUGGUUAUAAAUAUCCCAUUAAUUAUGAACAAACCUGCAAUUUAAUGAAACAAUUUCACAAGGAUUUAAGAUCAGUGUUAAAGAAACCACAAAAUCAUUUUUAUUUUGGUCAUGCUGCAACGCUAACAACAUUUUUGACUCGUCUUGAUUUAUACAAAGAUCCCUAUGUGUUAGAUUUUAAACAUUUUCGGCAAAAAAAUAGAUGGAAAACAAGUCUAAUAUCGCCAAUGAAUACAAAUAUAAUGUUUGUUCUAUAUAAAAGUUGUCAAAAUCGAUCAUUUUCUUCUAACAAUGGUGAUUAUUGGAUGCAAAUAAUACAUAAUCAACAUAUUGUUAUACCAAAGGGCUGUAAUGGUGAACAAUUAUGUGAUGUAUACACAAAUAAUUUUUCGUUCACCUCAACGGCAUAA
Molecule: messenger RNA, 2034 nt
Organism: Didymodactylos carnosus
Lineage: Eukaryota; Metazoa; Rotifera; Eurotatoria; Philodinida; Philodinidae
Source: the annotation of a GenBank genome assembly